Pseudoliparis swirei is the source of this 2928-nucleotide messenger RNA. It is a transcript of the gene top3b, whose product is annotated as DNA topoisomerase III beta. Lineage: Eukaryota; Metazoa; Chordata; Actinopteri; Perciformes; Liparidae. Gene Ontology annotation, biological process: DNA topological change. The coding region runs from base 16 to 2853 and encodes 945 amino acids. Gene Ontology annotation, cellular component: nucleus. Gene Ontology annotation, molecular function: DNA topoisomerase type I (single strand cut, ATP-independent) activity; DNA binding. The record is from RefSeq and is a predicted model, not a curated record. The transcript has 18 exons.
CGACAAUGAGUCUAAAUGGACUAUUUCCCAGAAGGCAUCAUCUUCACGCACGAUGUCACAAACACGUUCUCUUGGCGCUCCCCGAGGUUCUCAGUAGACGUUGGCGCCGCCGGGCCUUCAGCUGUGCCUGGAGAUGGCACAUAUACAAGCGAUGGUGACCAGCUCAAAGUCCAGGGAGUAGCUGGCCGUGGGGAAGCAGCUGGGGUUCUUCUUGAGCACCGGCAUCCUCAGGGACACGGGGAUGGUCUCCAGGCCGAAGGUCGUGUCCAGGCCCCGGCAGGAGUGGCCGGUGUGGCAGCUGGCCUCGUGGAUGACCUGCGGCACCCGGUUCAGGUCGAUGUUCUCCCUGGCUCGUGUACGAGUCGUAAGGGGCUGAACGGGGCGUGCUCUGUUCAUGAAUACUUGGGGAGCUUCCAGGGCCAGAGUGUUCGCUUCAAGAUGACGUCAGUGUGUGGUCACGUGAUGAGCCUGGACUUCAUCGGCGUGUACAACAACUGGGACAAGGUGGACCCUGCAGAGCUCUUCAGCAAGGCCCCCACGGAGAAGAAGGAGGCCAACCCCAAACUCAACAUGGUCAAGUUCCUCCAGGUGGAAGCCAGAGGCUGUGACUACGUGGUGCUGUGGCUGGACUGUGACAAGGAAGGAGAGAACAUCUGCUUUGAGGUUCUGGAUGCCGUCCAGCCCGUGAUGAACCAGGGCGGCGCCAGGGACCAGACGGUGUACCGCGCCAAGUUCAGCUCCAUCACCGACACCGACAUCUGGAACGCCAUGGCGUCCCUCGGGGAGCCCAACCGCAACGAGGCGCUGGCGGUGGACGCCCGGCAGGAGCUGGACCUGCGCAUCGGCUGCGCCUUCACCCGGUUCCAGACCAAGUACUUCCAGGGUAAGUACGGCAACCUGGACUCGUCCCUGAUCUCGUUCGGCCCGUGCCAGACCCCGACGCUGGGCUUCUGUGUGGAGCGCCACGACAAGAUCCAGUCCUUCAAACCGGAGACGUACUGGGUCCUGCAGGCCAAGGUGUUCAGAGGGAAGGACAGCCCGCUGACCCUGGACUGGACCCGGGUGAGGGUCUUCGACAGGGACGUGGGCCAGAUGUUCGUCAACCUGACCAAGACUUCCAGGGAGGCGAAGGUGGAGUCUGUGAGUAAGAAGGAGAAGGCCAAGCAGAGGCCUCAGGCCCUGAACACCGUGGAGAUGCUGAGGGUGGGCAGCUCCUCCUUAGGCAUGGGUCCCCAGCACACCAUGCAGAUUGCGGAGCGCCUGUACAUCCAGGGCUACAUCAGCUACCCGCGGACUGAAACUACCCACUACCCAGAGAACUUUGACCUGAAGGGGACCCUGAAGCUUCAGGCCAGCAACCCCAUGUGGGCAGAGGAGGUGAAGGCUCUGCUUUCGACUGGUUUAAACCGGCCCAGGAAAGGAGCCGACGUCGGGGACCAUCCGCCCAUCACUCCCAUGCGUGCCGCCUCCGAAGGGGAGCUGGGAAGUGAAGGCUGGCGGCUGUACGAAUACAUCACGCGGCACUUCAUUGCCACCGUCAGUGAGGACUGCAAAUACCUGCAGACCACCAUCGACUUCACCAUCGGCAAAGAGGCCUUCUCGUGUAGCGGCAAGACCUUGAUCUCGCCAGGCUUCACGGUGGUGAUGCCGUGGCAGGCCAUCCCUCUGGAGGAGGCCAUGCCCGUCUGUGAGCGCGGAGACACGUUCACGGUGGACGAGAUCAAGCUGGUGGAGAAGCAGACCAGCCCCCCGGACUACCUGACGGAGGCGGAGCUCAUCACCCUCAUGGAGAAACACGGCAUUGGUACAGACGCCAGCAUCCCGGUCCACAUCAACAACAUCUGCCAGAGGAACUAUGUGACCGUGGAGAAUGGACGCAAGUUGAAGCCAACCAACCUGGGCGUGGUCCUGGUGCACGGUUACUACAAGACAGACGCGGAGCUGGUGCUCCCCACCAUCCGCAGCGCGGUGGAGAAGCAGCUCACCCUCAUCUCUCUGGGGAAGGCCAACUUCCAGCAGGUGCUGCAGCACACGCUGGACAUCUUCAAGAGGAAGUUCCACUACUUCGUGGACUCCAUCCCCAGCAUGGACGAGCUGAUGGAAGUCUCCUUCUCCCCCAUCGCGGCCUCGGGGAAGCCGAUGUCUCGCUGUGGCAAGUGUCACCGCUUCAUGAAGUACAUCCAGACCAAGCCCAGCCGGCUGCACUGCUCCCACUGUGACGAGACGUACAGCCUCCCCCAGAACGGAGCCAUCAAGCUGUACAAGGAGCUGCGCUGCCCGCUGGACGACUUCGAGCUGCUGCUGUGGACGUCGGGGCCGCGGGGCAAGAGCUACCCGCUGUGCCCGUACUGCUUCAGCAACACGCCCUUCAGGGACAUGAAGAAAGGCAUGGGCUGCCAUGAGUGCACCCACCCGUCCUGCCAGCACGCGCUCAACGCGCUGGGCAUCGGGCAGUGUGUGGAGUGUGAGGGGGGGGUUCUGGUGCUGGACCCCACGUCUGGACCCAAGUGGAAGAUGGCGUGUAACAAGUGCAACGUGGUGGUUCACUUCUUUGAGCACGCUCACCGGGUUCAGGUGUCCCAGGACAGCUGUGAUGCGUGCGACGCCUCUCUGGUGGCGGUGGACUUCAAUAAGACUCGCUCUCCUCUCCCGGCGGGCGAGACGCAGCACACGGGUUGCGUGUUCUGCGACCCCGUGUUCCAGGACCUGGUGGAGCUCAAGCACGCCACCAUGUACCGGGGAGGGGGCGCCAGGCGGGGGGGGCGGGGCCGGGGGCGGGGCCGAGGACGCCGGGGGGGCAACAUCAAAAAACCUAAAGACAAGAUGGCCGCCUUGGCAGCUUACUUUGUGUAGUGUGUGUGUGUGUGUGUGUGUGAGGAGGCUCUGAGGCCUUCAGGUGCUGUUGCAAUAAAUGAUUCUCUCAAUGUC